Cynocephalus volans (Philippine flying lemur) is the source of this 4209-nucleotide messenger RNA. RefSeq names its product NLR family apoptosis inhibitory protein (gene NAIP). Gene Ontology annotation, molecular function: ATP binding; cysteine-type endopeptidase inhibitor activity involved in apoptotic process; ATP hydrolysis activity. Bases 1 to 4209 code for a protein of 1402 amino acids. The record is from RefSeq and is a predicted model, not a curated record. The transcript is spliced from 14 exons. Gene Ontology annotation, cellular component: IPAF inflammasome complex. Lineage: Eukaryota; Metazoa; Chordata; Mammalia; Dermoptera; Cynocephalidae. Gene Ontology annotation, biological process: detection of bacterium; pyroptotic inflammatory response; defense response to bacterium.
AUGGCCACCCAAGGGAAGGCCUCUGAUGAGAGGAUUUCCCAGUUUGAUUAUGCUUUGCUCCCAGAGCUGUCUGCUCUUCUGAGCCUAGAUGCGGUUCAAUUUGCAAAGCAAAUAGAAGAAGAUGAGCAGAAAGAACGAGAAAAAAUGCAGAAAGGCUUUAACUCACAAAUGCGCAGUGAAGCGAAAAGGUUGAAGACUUUUGUGACCUAUAAGCCGUAUAGCUCGUGGACACCGCAGGAGAUGGCAGCAGCUGGGUUUUAUUUCACUGGGGUGAAAUCUGGGAUUCAGUGCUUCUGCUGCAGCUUAAUUCUCUUUGGUACCAGCCUCAGGAGACUCCCCAUCGAAGACCACAAGAAGUUACAUCCCGAUUGCGAGUUCCUUUUGAACAAAGAUGUUGGUAACAUUGCCAAGUAUGAUAUAAGGGUAAAGAACCCAGAGGACAAGCUGAGAGCGGACAAAGUAAGGUACCAAGAAGAGGAGGCCAGACUUGAAUCCUUCCAGAACUGGCCAUUUUAUGCCCAAGGGAUAUCCCCACAGGCACUCUCAGCUGCUGGUUUUGUCUUUACAGGUAAAAGGGACACUGUGCAGUGUUUUUCCUGUGGCGGAUGUUUGGGAAAUUGGGAAGAAGGAGAUGAUCCUUGGAAGGAGCAUGCCAAGUGGUUCCCGAAAUGUGAAUUUCUUCAAAGUAAAAAAUCCUCAGAGGAAAUUGCCCAGUAUAUUCAAAGCUACGAGGGAUUUGUUGACGUGACGGGAGAACAUUUUGUGAAUUCCUGGGUCAAGAGAGAAUUACCUAUGGCGUCAGCUUAUUGCAAUGACAGCGUCUUUGCUCAUGAAGAACUACGGCUGGACUCUUUUAAGAACUGGCCCCAUGACUCACCUGUGGGAGUUACAGCUCUGGCCAAAGCAGGACUUUUCUACACAGGUGUAAAGGACAUCGUCCAGUGUUUUUCCUGUGGAGGAUGUUUGGAGAAGAUGAAGGAAGGUGAUGACCCAUUAGAAGAUCACACCAAAUAUUUUCCCAAUUGUCAAUUUCUCCAAAAUAUGAAGUCCUCUGCAGAAGUGAUUCCAGAUCUUCAGAACCAUGGUGAACUUUCUGAAUUAAGGGAAAGCACAAGUGAAAGCAAUCUUGAAGAUUCAGUAGCAGUUAGUUCUAUAGUGCCAGAGAUGGCAAAGGGUGAAGCCCAAUGGUUUCAAGAGGCAAAGAGUCUGAGUGAGCAACUGAGAGCAGCCUACACCAGUGCCAGUUUCCGCCACAUGUCCUUGCUUGAGAUCUCUUCCAGUCUAGCCACUGACCACCUGCUGGGCUGUGACCUCUCCAUCACUUCAAAGCACAACAGCAACCCCGUGCAAGAGCCCCUGGUGUUGCCUGAGGUCUUUGCCAGCUUGAACUCUGUCAUGUGUGUGGAGGGUGAAGCUGGUAGUGGAAAGACAGUUCUCCUGAAGAAAAUAGCUUUUCUGUGGGCAUCAGGAUGCUGUCCCUUGUUAAACAGGUUCCGGCUGGUCUUCUACCUCUCCCUUAGUUCUACCACACUGGACCAGGGACUGGCCAACAUCAUCUGUGACCAACUCCUAGAGAUGAGACGAUCUGUUACUGAAAUGUGCCUGAGGAAUAUCAUCCAGCAGUUGAAGAAUCAGGUGUUAUUCCUUUUGGAUGACUACAAAGAAAUGUGCUCAAUCCCCCAAGUCAUAGAAAAACUGAUUCAAAAAAACCACUCAUCACGGAACUGCUUAUUGAUUGCCGUCCGUACAAACCGGGCCAGGGACAUCCGCCGAUACCUAGAUACAAUUCUAGAGAUCAAAGCGUUUCCCUUCUACAAUACUAUCUAUAUAUUACGGAAACUCUUUUCACAUAAUAUGACCCGUCUGCAAAGCUUUAUGAUUCACUUUGGAAAGAACGAAAAUUUGCAGGGAAUUCAGAAAACCCCCCUCUUUGUGGCAGCAGUCUGUGCUAAUUGGUUUCAGAAUCCUUUUGACCAGCCCUUUGAUGAUGUGGCUGUUUUCAAGUCCUAUAUGGAAUGCCUUUUCAUAAGGCACAAAGCUACAGCUGAACUUCUCAAAGCAACUGUGUCCUCCUGUGGUGAGCUCGCCUUGAAAGGGCUUUUUUCAUCUUGCUUUGAGUUUAGUGCUGAUGACCUCACAAAAACAGGGGCUGAUGAAGAUGAAGAUCUAACCAUGUGCUUGAUGAGCAAAUUCACAGCCCAGAGACUGAGACCAGUCUAUCGGUUUUUACAUCCUGCAUUCCAAGAAUUUCUUGCUGGGAUGAGGCUGAUUGAACUCCUGGAUUCAGAUAGGCAGGAAGAUCAAGAUUUGGGACUUUAUUAUUUGAAACAAAUUAACUCAUCCUUAAUGGCUGUAAGUCUCUAUGACAAUUUUUUGAACUAUGUCUCCAUCCACCCUUCAACAAAGGCAGUGCCAAAAAUUGUGUCUCAUUUACUUCAUUUGGUGGAUAAUAAAGACUCAUUGGAGAAUGUAUCUGAAAAUGACUAUCCGAAGCACCAUCCAGAAAUUUCACUGAAGAUGCAAGUAUUCAGGGGACUUUGGCAAAUAUCUCCAGAAGCUUACUUUUCAUUUAUUUCAGAACAUUUACUGGCCCUUGCCCUAAAAAUUGCCUAUCAAAGCAACACUGUUUCUGCAUGUUCUCCAUUUAUUUUGCAAUUCCUUCAGGGAAGAACACUGACUUUGGAUGUACUUAAGUUACAGUACUUUUUUGACCACCCAGAAAGCCUGUUAUUGUUGACCAGCAUCCAGAUCUUCAUAAAAGGAAAGAGAAGUUCACCCAGGCCAGACUUCUCAGUCCUGGAAACAUGUAUUGACAAAUCACAGGCACCAACUAUAGAUCAGGACUAUGCUUCUGCUUUUGAACCUAUGUAUGAAUGGGAGCAAAAUUUAGCUGAAAAAGAGGAUAGCAUAAACAGCUUCCUGAAUAUCCAACAGAGGGCACCACCAGACAUCAGUACUGGCUACUGGAAACUUUCUCCAAAGCAGUACAAGAUUCCCCUUCUGGAAGUCCAUGUGGCUAAUACUGAUGCUAUAGACCAGGAGAUGCUCCGAGUUCUAAUGGCAGCUUUCUCAGCUUCACAGCAUAUCGAACUCCAUUUAAAGUACAGCAGGGGCUUUUUUGAAAGCAUCCGCCCAGCUGUUGAGCUGUGUAAGGCCUCGGUCACCAAGUGCUCCAUAGACAAAUGUGAGCUCAGUGCAGCAGAACAAGAAUUGCUUCUCACCCUGCCUUCCCUGGAAUCUCUUGAAGUCUCAAGGAUAAUCCAGUUACAAGACCAAAUCUUUCCUAAUUUGGACAAGUUCCUGUGCCUGAAAGAACUGUCUCUGAAUCUGGAUGAUACACUAAAUGUUUUUUCAGUCAUUCCUGAAGAAUUUCCAGACCUCCACCAUAUGGAGAAAUUAUCGAUCCAAACUUCAGCUGAGUAUGAUCUUUCCAAACUAGUCAAAUUGAUUCAGAACUCUCCUAACCUUCAAGUUUUCCACCUAAAAUGUAAUUUCAUUUCGGAUUUUGAGUCUCUCAUGACUGUACUUGCUUCCUGCAAGAAACUCAAAGAAAUUAAUUUUUCUGGAGCAUUUUUUAAAGCCAUCCCAUUCGUCAUCAUUUUGCCUAAUUUUACUUCUCUGAAGACACUAAAUCUUGCACAACAACAGUUUCCUGAUAAGGAAACAUCUGAAAAAUUUGCCUACACAUUAGGUUCUCUUAAUAACCUGGAAGAACUGAUCCUUCCUAUGGGGGACGGGAUUUAUCAAGUGGCCAAAGUGAUCAUCCAGCAGUGUCAGCAGCUUCAAUGUCUCCGAGUCCUCUCAUUUUGCCAGACUUUGAAUGAUGACAGCGUGAUGGAAAUCGCCAAGGUAGCAAUCAAUGGAGGUUUCCAGAAACUUGAGAACUUAAAUCUUUCAAUCAAUCACAAGAUUACAGAGGAAGGAUAUAGAAAUUUCUUUCAAGUACUGGACAACAUGCCAAACUUGCAAGAGUUGACUAUCUCCAGGCAUUUCACGAAUUGUAUCAAAGCUCAGGCCACAACAGUCAAGUCUUUGAGUCAGUGUGUGUCACGACUGCCACGCCUCACCAAACUGAACAUGUUAAGUUGGCUCUUAGAUGCAGAAGACAUCAAAUUGCUUAAUGUCAUGAAAGAAAGACAUCCUCAAUCUAAACACUUAACUAUUUUCUGGAAAUGGAUACUCCCAUUCUCUCCAAUCAUUCAGAAAUAA